UUCCCCCUCUGUCUCUGGGAAAGUAGCAGUUUAAGGGGGGAAAAACAAGUGAGUGGAGCCAAGAAACAGGUCUGACCUCAGUUACUGGGACUAAACAAGGUGCUGUUUUAAAGAGUCUGUAAAGUGUGGGUGGCCAACAUGAACACCACUGAGCCAGGCUCCAACUUCACCUUCACCUCCGGCACAGAAAACGUCACUCUGUCUGGCCUGACAACCACCGCCAUCUCUCCCACCAUCCCACAGCCUCCAUCCUAUUCUUCAGACAUCCACGACCCCGAAUUCACCAUCAUGGUGGUGCUGGGCUUAUCGCUGCUGCUGGCAGGGUUAGCGGCCUUCCUGGCGGUGUGUCGCCGCUCCGAACAGGAUGGGGACUCUGAGGCUAGCUGCAGCCCAGGGGAGAGCUUGACCCGUGGACGAAGCCGGUCCAGUGAACCCCAGCUCAAGGUGUGGAAGAGACUGGGCUCAUAUCGGCGUUCAUACAACCUGUCCUUCAGACGACCGCCACAUCGCAGACCGCACGAGCGCGAGAGCACACACGCGCCCCAGUCGCCGGCUGGACAGACACCACAGUCGGAGGCCAGUGUGGAGCCCCACCUCACUAUGCCAUGUCUAUUUGACUAUGUCACUGAAAUCUGACUUGAGACUCACUUCUCCCAAAAAUGUGAUACACUGUAUAUUUUAUGGUUGGUGCUGCGAACUUCACUAAUAUCAGGUGUGGGUGAAGAGAGUACAUGAACAGAAGUUUUCGCAUUUGUUUUAAGAUACUUUGAUUGCUAGGUGGAUGAGGUUUGCUAUCCCACAACAACUAAAUUCAAUUACAACACUCAAGAUAAGGAUUGGAUGCAUCAUCAAAUCUCUCUUUCUGCCCUGGAUUACAUUUGGUCUGAUUUGAUUACAUCCAAAGAACAACAGCAGAGUGGGGCAAACUUAAGUCUCAAAUGACAGCAGUUCACUUAAAGCUACAUCACAAAAACAGCUUUUAGUUUUCACCAAUCAUUCAAGGUCCGAGGAAAAGCUCCUGUUCCUUUACAUCAAACUGCUAAUUAUUCUGAUGCUUUAAACCCCGUCCAUCAGGUAAUUCAUGUGAAUUAAGACAAAAACUAUGAAUUAUUUUAUACUGUGAUUUCAUGGAGGUCUCAAAACAUCAUGUGUCAUCGAUACUGACAAGACAAAUGCAACCUGAGCCAAAAACGAGACCACUCUGUAAUAGAUUCUGUGUUUUGUAAUUGUUACGUUAAGAAUUAAAUUUACAUUUAAGUUCAA
Seriola aureovittata is the source of this 1263-nucleotide messenger RNA. RefSeq lists its product as uncharacterized. The transcript has 2 exons. Lineage: Eukaryota; Metazoa; Chordata; Actinopteri; Carangiformes; Carangidae. The coding region runs from base 139 to 636 and encodes 165 amino acids. The record is from RefSeq and is a predicted model, not a curated record.